ACCAACUAAUUGAAUUUUCCUAAUUAUAUCUCGACGAGAAAUACAUUGGGAUAAGGGAUCGAUGAUGAUACUGUGGAUCGGCCUGACGACUCAUUUUUUAACAGUUCUUUCUAAAAAUUUCACACAAUUUUAAAAAAAAUUGUUAGUAGUUUCAGGCCUCAAUACAAGCUAUCAUACUAUAAAAGAAGAGACAAAUAGACUUUGGAGAGGUAAAAAGUGACUGCUGUAAAUCAACCCAAAUAGCGUUACUAGAACUUGGAUUGCGAAUAGAGAAAAAGCCUGGAUGAAAUCAUGGCGAAUUUAACUGAGGAUGGAAAUUAUACGACAACAAGCCCAGAGUUUUUCUGCAUUAUUGCUUACGGAGCAGGUCAGAGGAUAUUCCUUUCAGCUACAAAUCUUCCUCUAUCCAUAGUUGCAUUUGUAGGAAAUGUUCUGAUCAUUGUUAAUCUUCGUAAGGUGUCGUGCCUUCAUCCGCCCUCAAAACUAUUGCUCGGUUGUCUCGCGUGCACAGAUCUGGGCGUGGGCCUAAUUUCGCAACCUCUUUACAGUGCUUACUUCAUGUCUUUAGAGCAUUCAAAGAGUUGUUACUACUCUGCAUUACUUUUUAAUACUAUUGGUUCAAUAUUCUGCGCGGUAUCACUGUUGACAAUAACUGCAAUAAGUGUGGACAGACUUCUUGCUCUGUUGCUGUGGCUGAGAUACAGAGAGGUAGUAACUGAGAGGCGAGUAAGAAUUCUCGUUUUUACCUUUUGGGUCCUCAGCACUCUCAAUGCAACAGUAUUCCUUUACAAUCUACACAUUGCUAUCAGCAUCGCUUCUGCAGUGUUGUUAUUAUGCUUAAUGAUCUCCUCUUUCUGCUACACCAAAAUUUAUCGCACCCUUCGCCUUUCUCAAGCCCAAGUGCAAGAUCAAGCUUACCAAGGACAACAGAAUGGAGAAGGAAUUCAACUGAACAAAGCGAGAUACAGAAAGACAGUGUCCACAGCGCUGUGGGUACAAAUGGCAUUAUUGGCUUGUUAUCUCCCUUAUAGUUUUGUUGGUGGUUUUAUUUCUAUCAGUGGAUUGAAUACACCUUUCCUUAACUUCGCCUGGGUUCUUGCGAUUUCUCUGUUGCUAUUUAACUCGACUCUAAACCCAUUCCUGUAUUGCUGGAAGAUGAGAGAUAUGAGACAGGCCAUGAAGCACAUGAUCAGACGGUUUUUUCGUUUACCUACUCAGGAAACCUAGAUCAAGUUAGUUUUGGCCCUGUUUAGUCUAGUACUUGAUGGAGACAAUAAUCCGCUGAGAUAAAUGUAUUCCAUUGCAAAAUUAAAUUUUUGUAUGAAUUUUUUAAACGCAAAUUAUGACGCCUCGAACUCUGUUUUAGUGCAUCAGCAAUUGUAAACUAGAAAGCUGCUAAAGAAUGCCAGUAAAUGAAUCAUAUAACGGCUGUUUAAUCAGAUUUUUUUCAACAAGAUAACCGUGGUAGUUGUCAAAUAUCACUGUAAUUUUUUGGUUGUGUCACCACAAGAUUUACCCGAUUCUCACAUAAGACGCUGUGAUAUUGUUAUG
This is a messenger RNA of Stylophora pistillata, 1551 nucleotides long. Its product is annotated as melanocyte-stimulating hormone receptor-like. Lineage: Eukaryota; Metazoa; Cnidaria; Anthozoa; Scleractinia; Pocilloporidae. The record is from RefSeq and is a predicted model, not a curated record. Gene Ontology annotation, molecular function: G protein-coupled receptor activity. Gene Ontology annotation, biological process: G protein-coupled receptor signaling pathway. Gene Ontology annotation, cellular component: plasma membrane.